Messenger RNA from Argentina anserina (silverweed cinquefoil), 2079 nucleotides. RefSeq names its product endo-1,3(4)-beta-glucanase 1-like. Bases 1 to 2079 code for a protein of 692 amino acids. Lineage: Eukaryota; Viridiplantae; Streptophyta; Magnoliopsida; Rosales; Rosaceae. The transcript has a single exon. The record is from RefSeq and is a predicted model, not a curated record. Gene Ontology annotation, molecular function: endo-1,3(4)-beta-glucanase activity.
AUGACGUUUAAGAAUACAAUUACUUUGAUGAUAUUGUUCAUCAUCAUCACCUUCAGUUCGCUCAUUCCUCAAUCCCAAGCUAGACUAUUACUCUCUCAACCAGAAAACCCUAAAACUCCGAGCCGUUUCUCCUUCCCAGAAGCACAAUCCACAAUUCUCCCCGAACCUUCAGAGUUCUUUUCCCAAGAGCUCCUCUCAACCCCUCUCCCCACAAACUCAUUCUUCCAGAACUUAGUCGUGGGCGACGGCAGCCAGCCUGAAUACUUCCACCCUUACCAAAUUAAAUCCUCCGGCUCUUCCUUAACUCUCUGUUACCCUAACCGCAUCCCAACGGAGAAUUUCAUACUCCAGAACUUCACCGCUGAUCUCACCAUCUCCACCACACAAGAUGACAACAACCAACGUCAUCUAGUGUCUUCCUUCAACGAUCUUAGCGUCACUCUGGACUUCCCCUCCUCCAAUCUCCGCUUCUUCCUCGUCCGCGGAAGUCCCUACUUGACAUUCUUCGUCUACAAUCCCACGGCGUUUUCCAUCUCCACCGCUCAUGCAAUCACUUCAUUGUCUUCAACUGCAGCCAAUCAAAAGCACACACUCAAGCUCGAUAACGACCAGACAUGGCUGCUUUACUCUUCUUCUCCCAUAGUCCUCAAUAAGAGCGACCCGUCAUCUAUCACUUCAGAUGAGUUUUACGGCAUCAUUAGGGUUGCAUUGUUGCCGGGUCCAGAACACGAGCUAGUUCUCGACCAGUUUUGUGCUUGUUACCCGACGUCCGGUGAGGCUGUGUUUAAAGAGGAGCCGUUUUCUUUAGACUACAGAUGGGAGAAAAUUCCAAAAACCCAUGGGGAUUUGCUUAUGCUAGCUCAUCCUCUACAUAUUAAGCUUCUACAAAAUAAUGUCACUGUGCUUGAGAAAUUCAAGUAUACAAGCAUUGAUGGUGAUCUAGUAGGCGUUGUGGGAAAGUCUUGGGUGUUGAAAAUACCACCUCUUCCAGUCACUUGGCAUUCGAUCAAAGGUGUCCAAGACAAAGCAUCACAAACCGAAAUUAUUUCCGCUCUUUCUGCUGAUGUCGAGGCUCUAAUUUCGACUCCCAUUUCGAAGACGGAUUCCUACUUUUAUGGCAAACUGAUUGCCAGGGCUGCGAGGUUGGCCUUGAUUGCUGAAGAGGUGAGUUUUGACCAUUUGAUUCCACAAAUCACAAAGUUCUUGAAGGAUGCAAUCGAGCCAUGGUUAGAUGGGACUUUCAGUGGUGAUGGUUUCUGGUAUGAUGGUUCAUGGGGUGGACUUGUCACUAAAAAUGGAGCAUUGAAUGAAGGUGCGGAUUACGGGUUUGGGGUGUAUAACGAUCACCAUUUUCAUAUUGGCUACUUCCUCUAUUCGAUUUCGGUUCUUACAAAGAUGGACCCGACAUGGGGGAUCAAGCAUAGGGAUCAAGCUUAUGCACUUGCCGGAGAUUUUAUGAACUUAAACAGCACAUUAGAUGCAAAAUAUACGCGGUUGAGAAAUUUUGAUCUUUAUAGUUUACAUUCAUGGGCUGGAGGCCUAACAGAAUUUGCAGACGGUUGUAAUCAAGAGAGUACGAGUGAGGCAGUGAAUGCUUACUACUCGGCUGCAUUAAUGGGGUUAGCCUACAAUGACACUAAUCUUGCUGCCAUCGGAUCAUUGCUUGCUGCAUUGGAAAUUCAAGGAGCUCAGACGUGGUGGCAUGUACACCAAGGAGACAACAUGUAUGAGGAUGUUUUUACAAGUCAAAACAAGAUCACUGGAGUUGUGUGGUCUAAUAAGAGAGACGCUGGACUUUGGUUUGCUUCUCCAACGUCAAAAGAGAAGAGGCUUGGAAUUCAGGUGCUGCCAAUUUCGCCUAUCACUGAGGCCUUGUUCUCUAAUGUUAGCUAUGUCGAGGAACUUGUAAGUUGGACAAUGCCAGUUGAAGGAGUAGCUGAUGAAUGGAAAGGGUUUGCUUAUGCGUUAGAAGGGAUGUAUAACAGAGAAGAGGCAUUGGCAAAGAUCAGAAACUUGCAAGGUUUCGAUGACGGGAACUCACUUACCAAUCUCUUAUGGUGGAUCCACAGUAGAGGCUAG